GAAGCGCGGAUUGAUUUCUCCAUGGCAAGCAAGCACGGCUAAAGAUCAAAAUCAAAGGAGAGCUUAUUAAAUGAUAAUCCAUCAAGCGUCGAACAGGAGUUUACAAAAGAAGACUUUAGUUUAAAUCUGAUACCGACAGACUAUCCGCUUUAAAAAGGACUACUCUUUCGGAUAUGGGAUCUACCUUCAGGGUCCCCACCUGCUGGGCACCGUAAUGGUGCUCCCUGCCCCAGCUGAGCCCCUCGCUGCCCUCUGAAGGAGCAGGAUGACAAGAUGGCACAGCUGCUUGUACCGCCCGGACCUGACAGCUUCCACCCCUUCGUCCCCGAGUCGUUGGCCGCCAUCGAGAGGCGCAUCGCCGAGGAGGAGGCCCGGAGACCACGGGCGGACCGCCGCGUCGACAGCGAUGAUGAAAACGGGCCCAGGCCCAACAGCGACCUGGAGGCGGGGAAAUCUCUCCCCUUCAUCUACGGCGACACCCCUCCCCGCCUGGUGUCCACCCCUCUGGAGGACUUGGACACCUUCUACAGCAAUCAGAAGACCUUCAUAGUAUUGAAUCGCGGGAAGACAAUCUUCCGUUUCAACGCCACUCCUGCCUUGUACAUCCUAAGCCCCUUCAACCCUCUGAGGAGGGUAGCCAUUAGAGUUUUAGUACACUCGAUGUUCAGCAUGUUGAUCAUGUUCACAAUCCUGACCAACUGUGCUUUCAUGACCCUCAGUAAUCCCCCAGAAUGGGCCAAGAAUGUAGAGUACACAUUCACAGGGAUUUACACCUUUGAGUCCCUCAUAAAGAUCCUGGCCAGGGGCUUCUGUGUGGGGAAGUUCACCUUCCUGCGGGACCCGUGGAACUGGCUGGACUUUAGUGUUAUCCUCAUGGCAUAUGUCACAGAGUUUGUGGACCUGGGCAAUGUCUCAGCACUGCGAACCUUCAGGGUUCUGCGAGCCUUGAAAACUAUAUCAGUCAUCCCAGGCUUGAAAACCAUCGUCGGCGCACUGAUUCAGUCGGUGAAAAAGCUGUCCGACGUCAUGAUCCUCACCGUGUUCUGCCUCAGCGUCUUCGCUCUCAUCGGCCUGCAGCUCUUCAUGGGCAACUUGAGGCAGAAGUGCGUGCGCUGGCCAUUCGGCAACAACGCCACCAACAGCAGCAACGUCACCUCCGGCAACGCGUUUUUCAACCACUCCCUGCUGGACAUCAACACCACAAUUGUGCAGAACACCACGAAAAACCACUUCAACUGGACGGAGUACAUCAGCGAUGAGGCCAACUACUAUUUCCUCCCUGGCCGAAGGGAUGCGCUGCUCUGUGGGAAUGGCAGCGGCGCUGGACUCUGUCCAGAGGGCUUUAUGUGUAUGAAAGCCGGCCGUAACCCCGACUACGACUACACCAGCUUCGACUCCUUCAGCUGGGCCUUCCUGUCCCUCUUCAGACUCAUGACCCAGGACUUCUGGGAAAACCUGUACCAGCAGACUUUGCGCGCAGCAGGAAAGCCCUACAUGAUCUUCUUCGUGCUGGUGAUCUUCCUGGGCUCCUUCUACCUGGUCAACCUGAUCCUGGCCGUGGUGGCCAUGGCGUACGACGAGCAGAACCAGGCGACCAUCGAGGAGGCACAGCAGAAGGAGGAGGAGUUCCAGGCCAUGCUGGAGCAGCUGAAGAGACAGCAGGAGGAGGCUCAGGUUGCCGCGGCAGCAGCCACGGAGAGCGGAGGGUACAGCGAGAGGGGGGCCCCGGCCUCCGAGACCUCCUCGGGGACGUCGAAGCUCAGCUCGAAGAGUGCCAAGGAGCGACGCAACAGGCGGAAGAAGAGGAAGCAGAAGGAGGAGGAGGAGGAGAGGGGGGGCCGCGACAAGUUCCACAAGUCUGAGUCUGAGGACAGCAUCAAGAGAUCCAACUUCCGCUUCUCCAUCGAUGCAAACAGACUCUCCUAUGAGAAGAGAUGCUCCUCGCCCAACCAGUCUCUCCUCAGUAUCCGUGGAUCCCUGUUCUCUCCUCGGAGGAACAGCCGCGCCAGCCUGUUCAGCUUCCGGGGCCGGGCACGCGACAUGGGCUCCGAGAACGACUUCGCCGAUGACGAGCACAGCACCUUCGAGGAGAGCGACAGCCGCCGGGGUUCGCUGUUCUUGCCACGCCGCCUUGAGCGCCGCUGCAGCGCUGUGAGCCAGACCAGCCUCGGAGCACCUCGCAUCAUGCUGCCCGCCAACGGCAAGAUGCACUGCGCCGUGGACUGCAACGGCGUUGUGUCUCUGGUCGGAGGAACUUCUGUAACAACCUCCCCUGUAGGUGUCCUGCUGCCUGAGGGCACCACUACAGAUACAGAGCUGAAGAAACGGCGUUUCCGUCAUCCAUCCACGGAUUAUUUAGACGAGCUAGUGGCCAGGCAGAGAGCCAUGAGCGUGGCCAGUAUCCUCACCAACACCAUGGAAGAGCUUGAAGAGUCGAGACAGAAAUGCCCCCCCUGCUGGUAUAGAUUUGCCAACGCCUGUCUGAUCUGGGAUUGUUACCCCGCAUGGCUGAAAAUAAAAGACGUGGUCUGCACAGUGGUCAUGGACCCGUUUGUGGAUCUGGCCAUCACAAUUUGCAUCGUCCUCAACACCCUCUUCAUGGCCAUGGAGCAUUACCCCAUGACGAAGGAAUUCGACAACGUGCUCUCAGUUGGAAACCAGGUUUUCACUGGCAUCUUCACAGCAGAGAUGUGCUUCAAGAUCAUCGCCCUGGAUCCCUACUACUACUUCCAGGAGGGCUGGAACAUCUUUGAUGGGAUCAUUGUGAGUCUGAGUCUGAUGGAGCUCGGCUUGGCCAACGUGGAAGGCCUGUCUGUGCUCAGGUCCUUCAGAUUGUUGAGGGUCUUCAAACUGGCCAAGUCGUGGCCCACCUUGAACAUGCUGAUCAAGAUCAUCGGGAACUCGGUGGGCGCUCUGGGGAACCUGACUCUGGUGCUGGCCAUCAUCGUCUUCAUCUUCGCCGUGGUGGGCAUGCAGCUGUUUGGCAAGAGCUACAAGGAGUGCGUGUGCAAGAUUUCGGAAAGCUGCGAGCUGCCCCGCUGGCACAUGCACGACUUCUUCCACUCCUUCCUCAUCGUGUUCCGGGUGCUGUGCGGGGAGUGGAUCGAGACCAUGUGGGACUGCAUGGAGGUGGCGGAACAGACCAUGUGCCUGAUUGUGUUCAUGAUGGUCAUGGUCAUUGGAAACCUGGUGGUGUUAAACUUGUUCCUGGCUCUGCUCCUGAGCUCAUUCAGCGCCGACAACCUGGCAGCGACUGACGACGACAGCGAGAUGAACAACCUGCAGAUCGCCGUGGGUCGGAUCCAGCGGGGCAUCGCAUUUGUCAAGUCCAUGUUGCGGCAGUUCUUUCAGAGCCUCUGCUUCGGCGGGGCCGGUAAGGGCUCCGGCCUGGCGGAGGAGAGCAAACCGUUAGACGAGCUGCACAGCAACGGCAAGGACAACUGCAUCCCAAACCACACCUCAGUGGAGAUCACCAGAGACCCCAGUGUGGUGUACAUGACAGAAGGCAAUGGGCGGGCAGGAGGGGGGCUGGUAAUUGAGGUUGGUGGGGACACUACAGGGAAGUACCCGAUGGAGGAAUGCGACUACAUGUCAUUUAUUCAUAACCCCACUCUGACAGUCACAGUGCCCAUCGCUGUGGGAGAGUCUGACUUUGAGAACCCGAACACGGAAGAUUUCAGCAGCGACUCGUCGGACAUGGAGGGCAGCAAAGAGAAGAUCGAUAUAGAGCCCCACCCUCUGAGCUCAUCGGAGGGGAGCACGGUGGACAUCCGCCCCCCUGGAGACGGGGUGGAUUCGGUGGAGCUGGAGCCGGAGGAGUCGCUGGAACCAGAGGCGUGCUUCACAGAGGGCUGUGUGAGCAGGUUCCAGUGCUGCCAGAUCAACGAGGAGGAAGAGUACUUUAAGAGCUGGUGGACACUCAGGAAAACCUGCUUCAUCAUAGUCGAGCACAACUGGUUUGAAUCCUUCAUCAUAUUCAUGAUCCUGCUCAGCAGCGGAGCACUGGCUUUUGAGGACAUUUACAUCGAGCAGCGGAGGACCAUCAAAACGGUGCUGGAGUACUCGGACAAAGUCUUCACCUACAUCUUCAUCCUGGAGAUGCUUCUGAAGUGGGUGGCUUACGGCUUCGUCAAGUAUUUCACCAACGCCUGGUGCUGGCUCGACUUCCUCAUCGUAGACGUGUCCCUGGUCAGCCUCGUUGCCAACGCUCUGGGCUACUCGGAGCUCACUGCCAUCAAAUCUCUGAGGACACUGCGAGCCCUGCGCCCCCUGAGGGCCCUGUCUCGGUUUGAGGGCAUGAGGGUGGUGGUGAACGCGCUGCUGGGGGCCAUCCCCUCCAUCAUGAACGUGCUGCUGGUGUGCCUCAUCUUCUGGCUCAUCUUCAGCAUCAUGGGGGUCAACCUGUUCGCAGGGAAGUACUACUACUGCGUCAACACCACCAACGACGAGGUCUUCCCCAUCAGCGUGGUCAACAACAGGAGCGAGUGCCUGAACCUGGCGAACGACAGCGCCCGAUGGAAGAACGUCAAGAUCAACUUUGACAACGUGGGGGCCGGAUACCUGGCUCUGCUGCAAGUGGCCACAUUUAAGGGGUGGAUGGUCAUCAUGUACGCAGCUGUGGACUCUCGAAAUUUGGAAGACCAGCCUGAAUAUGAAGUGAACCUGUACAUGUACCUCUACUUUGUCAUCUUCAUCAUCUUCGGCUCCUUCUUCACACUCAACCUGUUCAUUGGUGUCAUCAUCGACAACUUCAACCAGCAGAAGAAAAAGUUUGGAGGUCAGGACAUUUUCAUGACAGAAGAGCAGAAAAAGUACUACAACGCCAUGAAGAAGCUGGGCUCCAAGAAACCACAGAAACCCAUCCCCCGGCCUACAAACGAGUUCCAGGGCUGCGUGUUUGACUUCAUCACAAAGCAGGCCUUCGACAUCAUCAUCAUGAUCCUCAUCUGUCUCAACAUGGUGACCAUGAUGGUGGAGACAGACGACCAGACGCCGGAAACUGCCUCAAUGCUCUACUGGAUCAACCUGGUCUUCAUCACACUCUUCACCGGGGAGUGUGUGCUCAAGAUGAUCUCCCUGCGCCACUACUACUUCACCAUCGGGUGGAAUAUAUUUGACUUUGUUGUGGUGAUCCUGUCCAUUGUAGGUAUGUUUUUAUCCGAAGUCAUCGAGAAGUACUUUGUGUCCCCGACACUGUUCCGAGUGAUCCGUUUGGCCAGGAUAGGUCGCAUCCUGCGCCUGAUCAAAGGUGCCAAAGGCAUCCGGACGCUUCUCUUUGCUCUGAUGAUGUCACUCCCCGCCUUGUUCAACAUCGGACUCCUCCUCUUCCUGGUCAUGUUCAUCUACGCCAUCUUCGGCAUGUCCAACUUCGCCUACGUGAAGCGGGAAGAGGGGAUCGACGACAUGUUCAACUUUGAGACGUUCGGGAACAGCAUGAUCUGUCUGUUUCAGAUCACCACGUCGGCGGGCUGGGACGGGCUGCUGGCGCCCAUCCUGAACAAGAGGGAGCCUGACUGCGACAGCCAGAUGGAGCACCCGGGAAACAACUACAAAGGUAACUGCGGCAACCCGUCGGUGGGCAUCUUCUUCUUCGUCAGCUACAUCAUCAUCUGCUUCCUCAUCGUGGUCAACAUGUACAUCGCCGUCAUCCUGGAGAACUUCAGCGUGGCCACAGAGGAGAGCGCCGAGCCGCUGAGCGAGGACGACUUCGAGAUGUUCUAUGAGGUGUGGGAGCGCUUCGACCCCGACGCCACACAGUUCAUGGAGUACAGCAAGCUGUCGGACUUCGCUGACACCCUGGACCCGCCACUGCGCAUGGCCAAACCCAACAUGAUCCAGCUGAUCUCCAUGGACCUGCCCAUGGUGAGCGGCGAGCGCAUCCACUGCCUCGACAUCCUGUUCGCCUUCACCAAGCGCGUGCUGGGCGAGAGUGGCGAGAUGGAUGUGUUGCGCGGGCAGAUGGAGGAGCGCUUCAUGGCCUCCAACCCCUCCAAGGUGUCCUACGAGCCCAUCACCACCACGCUGCGCCGCAAACAGGAGGACAUGGCGGCGCUCAUCAUCCAGAGAGCCUUCCGCCGCUUCCUGUUCUGCAGCACCAUGAAGAAGGCCUCUGCCCUCUACAAAGAGCAGCUGAAGGAGGGCAUGCGGGACCCCGACAAGGACGUCAUGGUCAUCUGCAAGUUCAGCGAGAACUCCACUUCGGAGAAAACGGACAUGACGGCCUCAACAGCCUCCCCGCCCUCCUACAACAGCGUGACCAAGUCGGACAAGGACAAAUACGAGAAGGAAAACAAAGGGAAGGACCGGAAGAAAUAAAAGGUUAUAAAUAGGAACAAAAAAUAACAAUGCAUCAGAGACAUUUGUUUACAGCUUCUAAAGUGGGGACAUAGUGUGUGUGUUAGCAGGAGGCCUAACAGGGGGGUGUUGUAUGUGAACACAAAGGGUCGAUGAAAAGCCUCUGUGCAAAAUGCUUGUGAGUUUCCUAUUGGUUGUUGUUACUAUCUGACACACUUGAGUGUACUGUUAAGUUGUCUGUAGCUAGUGCCGCUGCUACUACUAUAAAUCCAGUGUCUUGAAUUUAACGAUGGCUGUAUCACUUAAUAAGUACUCUGCAUUCUUUUUUUUAUUUCUUUUGUUUUUUACGAGAAAGAAUGUUUUCUACUUUUUUGUUUCACUGUGAGAAUAUGUCUGCUUUCACUGUUGUAAACUCACCACUGGCAGACAGUAGGACAAAAAGCUGAAGUGCAAUGGAUGAAUUGUAAUCACAGUUGUGCCAUCAGUGGUUUCUGAAUCUGUAUACUGCUUUUAUCUGGACUGGCAUCUCCCAUGGUAACACAGAGAAGCUGAAUGUAUGCAAGGAAUAGGACGCGUUAAAGAAAUAGUUUGACAUUUUCGGAAAUGAUCGCACAUUUCCCAAAAGAUCAGAACUAUCCCUUUAAAGUGUCACUCGUAUUUGUUCCCCCCCAGAGCUCCUGUAAAGAGAAACACCUGAACUAAUAAAAUAUACUGAAAGAAAAUGUCAAACUGAAGCUAGACCAUGACCAUAUAUCACAUUUAUAAUAUCACAAAUGUUUGUAUGGCAUCCGUGUUGUCUAAAUCGAGAAGCGAGUGGUUUGAUGUAGUGCUUUGGUUUGUACAUAGUAUAGCUAUCUGGGCCCACAGUAUGCAUCACACUUACAUUUGAUGUAAGAGCACUUUUUAUCCCCACAUUUAUGUAAAGUCAUACGUGUGUGUGUGUGUGGUGUGUGUCUAUGUAUGUGUUUGUAAGAGCGGGAGAAUGUAGUCUCUUCAUGUGUGCGCGCGUGUGCAACUGCAGCUUGUUCCACUGAUUAUAAAUAACAUUUUUACUGUAGAUAUGAGUGCAUUUUUCCAGUCUGCAUUUUUUCUAGAAGUUUCUUUUUCCUUUCUGCACUGUAAUACAUGAUGUAAGGUCCCCAUAACUGUAGAUAAACCAUCAAGCAAUCAGUAGCCAUCUCUCAUUGCGCUUGUAGUGUUUUAGUGAACUGCAUGCAGGAAGUGACUACUGUCCGCUCAUAUGGUGAUAUCAUUUCAAAGCCAAAAGAAUAAAGGACAUAUUUUUUGUUAA
Messenger RNA from Eleginops maclovinus (Patagonian blennie), 7585 nucleotides. It is a transcript of the gene scn1lab, whose product is annotated as sodium channel, voltage-gated, type I like, alpha b. Gene Ontology annotation, molecular function: voltage-gated sodium channel activity. Gene Ontology annotation, biological process: membrane depolarization during action potential; neuronal action potential; sodium ion transmembrane transport. The coding region runs from base 274 to 6315 and encodes 2013 amino acids. The transcript is spliced from 27 exons. The record is from RefSeq and is a predicted model, not a curated record. Gene Ontology annotation, cellular component: axon; voltage-gated sodium channel complex; plasma membrane. Lineage: Eukaryota; Metazoa; Chordata; Actinopteri; Perciformes; Eleginopidae.